Haplochromis burtoni (Burton's mouthbrooder) is the source of this 7420-nucleotide messenger RNA. RefSeq names its product dopamine receptor D1a (gene drd1a). Gene Ontology annotation, molecular function: G protein-coupled receptor activity. The record is from RefSeq and is a predicted model, not a curated record. Gene Ontology annotation, cellular component: membrane. Bases 718 to 1830 code for a protein of 370 amino acids. The transcript is spliced from 3 exons. NCBI's taxonomy places the organism in Eukaryota, Metazoa, Chordata, Actinopteri, Cichliformes, Cichlidae. Gene Ontology annotation, biological process: adenylate cyclase-activating adrenergic receptor signaling pathway.
UGAUGAUUUUCUCGUGAAACCUGUUGUGUCAUAAAGCAGUGACCGAGAUCGGUCGCCAAAGGGUCACAGUCACGCGCUUUCAUUCCCAUCGCACUUUCUCCUGAAUGGGACAACGUCAGAGCGCCGGUGUAGAAGCGAGCCAGAGAUCUUCGGGAUCUGGCCGCAGAUGCGCACUGUGGCUGCAGGAGGACGCAGCGAGAACGCUGAGUGACAUUUGAAUCCGGUGGAAAUGGGGUCUGGAUGCUCUUUGGAGGGACUUUACACUGGGAAGUUCGGAUGGAAGCGGCGGGACGUUUGUUUUUAGAUGUGGUAUCAAGCUGCUGACCGCACACUUUAUCUGGCUACUGAUGUGUUCUGUAAGCAGACAGAGGAUUCCUGCGAUUACAUUGGGUUUGGGGCUAAAACAGAACAAGCAGAAGAGAAUCAGUGACUACACCACUGCACUGAGGAAUUAAGGUACAACUACCUCUCCAUCAGUGCAGCUCAGAUGAUGUCAAAUCUAUUUCACAGGGUCAGAGGGCAAAUGUCUGUCCCAGAGAGCAUUUGCCUGAAAUGUCUCAUCUUUCGUCAUUUAUCAGACGAUAAAUUGAUGGAGACUUUUCGCAGUAAUGGAGAACAGGAGCCUCAUAGAAACUAGUGGAUAAAAUGUAGCAAGACUCUUCAGUAUGACAUAAGCAAAGAACCCCCUCCUCCCCAAGCACACACUCACUUUCAGGGAUGGAUCCCAUGAACUUUACAACUGUCAUCGACAAUGGGUUUUUGGAUGAGGCGCCAUCAAGUCGUGUCCUAACUGGCUGUUUUCUCUCGCUGCUCAUCCUCACCACCUUGCUGGGAAACACUCUGGUUUGCGCGGCCGUCACCAAGUUUCGCCAUCUGCGUUCUAAAGUGACCAACUUUUUUGUGAUCUCGCUGGCCGUGUCCGACCUAUUGGUUGCCAUCUUGGUGAUGCCCUGGAAAGCAGUGACGGAGAUCGCCGGAUUCUGGCCGUUUGGCUCUUUCUGCGAUACCUGGGUAGCUUUUGACAUUAUGUGCUCCACGGCCUCAAUUUUGAACCUUUGCGUCAUAAGCCUGGACCGCUAUUGGGCCAUCUCCAGUCCUUUCCGCUAUGAGAGGAAGAUGACACCCACAGUGGCCUAUAUUAUGAUCAGUGUGGCCUGGACGCUGUCUGUCCUCAUUUCCUUCAUUCCAGUGCAGCUCAACUGGCAUAAAGCCCAAACCAAAUCUUACACUGCUCUUACUGGGUCCUCUGUUUCACUGGCAUCAAACACUACAUCUUACCCAGAGAACUGUGACUCAAGCCUGAAUAGGACCUACGCCAUCUCCACCUCUCUUAUAAGCUUUUACAUCCCUGUGGUCAUCAUGGUGGCCACCUACACACAGAUUUACCGCAUUGCCCACAGACAAAUCAGGAGGAUCUCUGCUCUAGAGCGGGCAGCCGAAAGUGCCAAAAACAGACACGACAGCAUGGGCAGAGGCUCCAGCAUCGCAGACUCAGAGAGCUCCUUCAGGUUGACAUUCAAGAGGGAGACAAAGGUGCUGAAGACACUGUCAGUGAUAAUGGGGGUGUUUGUGUGUUGCUGGCUCCCAUUUUUCAUCCUCAACUGCAUGGUGCCCUUCUGCGAGCAGUCGAGCGGAGGGGAGGCCUUCCCCUGCAUCAGCCCCACCACGUUUGAUGUGUUCGUGUGGUUCGGCUGGGCUAAUUCCUCCCUAAACCCCAUCAUCUAUGCCUUCAAUGCGGAUUUCCGGAAGGCCUUCUCCAUCCUGCUGGGAUGCCACAGACUGUAUCCAGGAGGCCACGACAUAGAGACAGCCAGUCUAAACAAGAAAUGACUCACAACUCUCUCACAGCACUGACUCAUCCCUUAAUUCUUAAAACAGUCCAAGAGUUCCUGUUGCAGCCAGUCUGAUUGACUUGAAAUGCAAAGACUGCUUUCGUGCGCUAACUCUUAUUUUGACUGAAGGGUACGACGACCCCACAUGCAUCCAUGUUUGCAUUAGGUGAAUGGUCUGCCUUUGCGAUGUCUACCAUAGCGGGUGUGCUGUGCUCGCCAUUGUCUCUACACUGUCUUCAGAUGGGAGAAGCUCCUGAUAGAGGAGAGAGGAUUUGGGAUUGAGAUUAAAAUCCACCGCUGUUGCACCAGGGAUCUGGGAGAGCAGCGGUGCUGACAAGCUCUUGGGAUAGAUAAUCCCAUGACUGGGCAGCACACACCCUAAUGAUGUCAGACACUGCUCUCUUCUAUAUCAUCAAACACACACACACAAACAAACACUGUCAAAACAUGCUCCCCGAAAUAUCAUGUAGCACCCAGCAUGCACACUACAACAACAAAUUCCAUGACAGCACACAGAAACACUGUUAGUCUUUACACUGACAUUUCAGGACCUGCAAAGACUCCAGCAGUAAAGCAUCAAGCCAAAUUAUGUUGAACAUAUGUACAGGUAAAGUACAUCCACAAGUGACUUAAUAUUACAGCUAGAAUGAAAAGUGAAUAAAUUCAAGUGUAAAAGGAAAUCCCUAAGAAGUGGAGACGUAAAAAUGUGAUCUGAAUCCGUAUAGGACGCAGAGAUGGGGAAAAACAAGCCGACUGCCUCGUUACUGGUUGAAAUGUUAUUUAUAAAUCAUCGACAUUUGAAAUCAUUAUAACUUUAAACCAAAUUUACAAACUUGUGACCUCCGAAAUGACACCAGUCAGCGGCAACAUUAAAACCAUUUGCCUAAUAUUGUGUAACACUUUGGGCCCUGUGGGUUGUGAGGUGGGGCAACGGUGGAUUGCAUCCUGGAGAUGCUCAACUGAAGAUCUGCUAAGUUCGGAGGCCAGGUCAGUGCCUCGGGCUCUUCUUGUGUCGAGUCAUCCAUGAGCAGUUUUUGCAGGGUGGAGGGGUGCCUUGACCUGCUGUAUUCAGGGAAUAAGUUGCCACUGGGUUGUGUUUGUUCUGCCGCUAUGUUCAUGUGGGUGGAAUAUGUCAAAGUAACAUCUAGAUAAGUGUUUGAGCCCAAAGUUUCCCUGCAGAGCAUUCCAUUUUUACCAGAUAAAGAAUGUUAUUCAUUUUACCUGUUUGUGGUUUUAAUGUUGUAUCAAAUUGCCUGAUUUUUCCAGUGCUUGAAAGUGUUUUAUUGGCAGAAGACAGUAUUGUACCUGCUAUGGAUGGGAUUAUUAUGGGAUUAUGGGUUCUUUAUGUGAAAACUGAAAUGGGUUGGUGUAAUGUUGUUUUAUGUUCCUGUGAAAUUGAACAGAAAUACAGUGUCAACUGGUGACACACUUCCUUUGUGCAAUAAAUUGCAUAGUGAAAGCACAUCUAAAUGACAAUUGUGUCAUUUUUUGUGACCGUUAUUUACCAUGGGUCUUGUUCUCACUGAUUUUGUCACAGUUCUUAUUGGUUUGGAUGCAUUACUGAAUUUCUCUGUGAACUCCAACAAGGCAAUGAGCACAAGAUGCCAGACAAUCAGCCAGCCUACAGUUUAGAGCAUUAAAGCUACUGCUUUUCUGAGUUAAACCUAACAAGACGGACAAUGCAAAAAAGCAACUUGUAGCACAAGAAAACCGCAUGGCAGGCAACGGGACUCUCGUACAAAAUAUAAGUUAGAAGGAAACAGAGGAACACCAUAAUUUGUAAGAAUUAAUUAAAAACCACACAACUCUAUUGGGAAAUAAAAGUCCACUUAUCAGCUGUUUUACUUCACUUGAAACAUAAAUGAAUUUUGGUGUAAUAAAGAUGUUUUUUUAAAAACUUAUUACAUCACAUCAUUCAAGUUGCUAGUUUGACAUGAAAUGCAUUAGACCACAGUUUAAAUUAUGCUUUAGACUGAUUUUUACAUUUAUUUACUGCUGUACUUAAACUGCAAAUUUAAUAAUAUGUUUUCUAUAUCAAAUGCAUCUUUUCAUUUCCACUAAAGCCCCCCAAAAUAAAAAAUCAGUAAUCGUCAGAAGAAUUUUGCUCAUCAAAGAUGAAUAAACAAGACAAAUCUUAAUUAUUAUUAUCUUUAUUAUUUUAGUGAGGCCACUAUGUUCCCAUAUAAUGAAGAAAAAAUGGCCCAUGUUUUGGAAAAUUAGCUGUCUGUUCUGGUUUCCUGUCUGGAAAUCUUUCAUCAGUAGCAGAACCCCAGGAAGUAAUGAAAUAGUCCUGCACGUAUUGCAAUGUAAUAUAAACCCUUUUUAUACCGCAAAUCAGAAUUAAUUUUAGAGGUGCUGGUAAAUAUUCUUUUUAGCUUUGGAGAAAGUUAGCAUUUGCCACUGCUUCCAAUCUUUUGCUAAGUGAAUUUUUCUCUUUGUGUAGGCUAAAGCUGACUUAGUUUGCUAAUGAGCUUUAGCUUCUUCUUCUUCUUCUUUUUUUUGAAAAUUACCUGUAGAAGUAUUAGUAAACUUUGAGUUUAGCUUUGAAAAAAAAAAACUUUAAACAAAGCCAGUUAGCAUUUUUACUGCUUCCAAUCACUGUGCUAAUAAUUCUGUUUCUGUAGGCUUUAGCCACCAUUGCAUUCAACAUUACCUUAAUUUUUCAGGCCCAGGGGUUGUCGCUUGGGUGACAGGCACAAAUUCAUCUGACAGACAUGAGUGGUGUUGACCAUCAAAUCUAAAUCUUGGCAGAAUCAAUCAUGACUGAUAGAUGUUGUGGCCAAAACUGUGAAAAUAAGACCCAGCAAAUAUCAGAGACAUAACAAGAUAAAGAACAUCAUCAUUAAGAUCUACUGCUAAUCUGUUAGCCAGAGUGAGAAUUCAUGACAAGCAAAAGCUGUAAGUGUGUUGUGAGUGAAUAUGCAGGUGUUAUAUUGGUUUUACUACUGUAUACAUGUUAUGUUACAUUCAGAAGUGUAUAAAGCCAUCAGAAGAAACAGCUGUGCAAUGUCUGCUUGUGCAUGUGGAAGCAUCAGUGCACAUGUUUAUAAAUGUAUAUUUGUCCAUUUUCAUGAAAUCCACAGGGUGUGUGUGUGUGUGUGUGUGUGUGUGUGUGUGUGUGUGUGUGUGUGUGUGUGUGUGAGAUAAAGAGACAGAGUGUCUGCACAGCCUUGACCUCCACACAUCAAAUUACCUAAAGCCAAUUUCACACCAGCAUCCAAAGAGCAAAACCUAAUGGGAUCAGCUGCGCUUCACAUCUAACAUUUCACUCUCACAUAACCCUGGUGUUCAUGUGUUUGUUCAGUCCGGUGAUGUAUUGCCAUCAUUUGUAAAGUGAAGCGCCUAAUCAGAAGUUGUGAAUAGCCUGGCAUAAUAAAGGAGUGCAACCAUUGUGGCACCUCUUUAUCCCCACUGUUGGCUUUGUUUCUUUAUUUGAUUGCAUUACAACAUUUCCCACUCUAUCAAUUUUUAAACAAUACCAAACGGCUAAACAAAAACUUUGAUUCCGAUGCACCUUUGUCGCCGCCGUGUUUCAGUUCCUUGUUAAAAGAAGAGGAUAAGGAGGAUUGUAGAUUUUAGUUUGCGGUGGUUCCACUGUCUGUUAUGGAUUUACCUGUGACAAGAACCUAAUCCACUCAGAUGCUUCAAUGGGGAGUAUGAGGGAAAUUGAAGUAGUUGAAGUGUGAAAAGACAGCAGAGCAACGACAAGGACGAAAUAAAUUAUAUUUGGCAAGACCCAGUUACACACUCUGUUCCACAUUAGCCUGCUGCGUCGUCUGAAAAGAUAAAUCACACUCAAAGAUGGUUUGACAUGAAGUUCAUGUUCGGUAAUGUUAAUGAAUAUCUCUGUAGAUGCGUCGUAAAAAUCAGAACUUGAUUAAUUUUUCUGUAGAACUGUUGCUUCGUCUUGCAGGUCAAGCAUUUUAAAAUAAUUACGGGGCAAUAAAUCCCUCUCAAUAAGCAGCAAGUCUAAGAAGUGACAUCGUUCAGUUGAAUUAAGUUAAUGCUCAUUAUAAAUAUGUAAAAAACUAUAUACUGUGAGAGAAACUCUUCCUCUCAUGGGCUAACACACAGACACACACGCACGCAGAGCUGUCCUUUAAAGGCCGCUUUCUCUUGGCUCUGGACUGUCCUUGCCUCUAAGAAACCUCCUCAAGCGUGCCACGAGAAGGGAACAGCAAUUAAUUUGAGUGACAUCAUUCAGAGUGAUGGCUGAGGUGGCAACAAGACAGUGUGUUUGUGUGUGUGUGUGUGUGUGUGCGAGGGAAUGUGUCUCUGUGAUGCAGUGCUACAACUGCUAGCUCCAGUGCCCAACCCAGAGUCCUUGCAAUGUCAUGUGCACUCGGCGAACACAGAAAAUUUCUGUUUGCUACCCUUUCUUUCCCUCCUGUGGAACUUGUGAUAUUCUCAGAGCAAUCCUGCCUUUUUGGAUUGGCACUUCAGAAAAUGGAUGUUAGAUGUGGUAACUUUAGAUGAUGCUAAUGACUGGCCUUAGGGAAAUGAUUUACUGAGACAGAGAGCGAGAGAAAAAAGGGACAAGGAGACAGACAGUCUUAUGUAAGAAUCAAGCAAUGGCAACUUAAAAAAAAGAGACACAGCGGAUGCUGUGUAAAUAUCACAUAACCCACCAGAAAGUGUCAUCAGUCUGACUGCCGUCACAUAUAUAAUGAAGGAUCCUGUAGUCACAUACUGUUUGCUUCAAGAAAGAUACACCUGGUGGAUUUUUAAUGUCAUUAAUGAUUCCUCUGUCACCUCCCCUCCUCAGGGGAGGUGAUGGAGAAUUAAAAUGCUAUUAAACAGUUUGCCAUAAUCUGUAUCACUCUCCAUUAAAUAUGUAUUAUUCAAAACUGUCAGAGCUCUUAUAAUUGCACUAGAGCCUAAUGCAUUUUUAAUACCUCGCACAACACCAGGAUAAGCAUAAUUGAGAGCGAAUGUGUUGGUGGCUGCAGCCAAAGUGCAUCAACACAGUUACAUGCUGAAAGUCAUGAAUACACUUUGCAUGUUAAAAAACGCUUUUUAACUUUUUUUUUGUCUGCGUCUGGUCUCGCUGGUGAAAUCACCAAUGUUCUAUGAUGAUUUUCGAUUAGUUUGAGGUGAAAGAGCAUCAGCACAAUCACAACACACACCCAGCCACUCAAAUUCUCUUUGUGUCGGGGUCGAUGGAGGCUCUCUUUGCAAAUGGCACAGCAGAUUCAAAAAGCUUGUCUGAUUUUGGCAAAAGGCUGCUCUUCAAAAAUAGAUACAUAAGCUUAAGCCAAAGGUUGCCCUGCAAAUCUUUUGACCUUUAGUGCCCGUUCUUUGCGGCAAGCCUUUCAUUCAUCUUUCUGAUUUUGCUCUUGCUCACCAUUUCUCUUUCUUAUCACACUCCUCCGCUCUCUUCCUCCACCCUCGCACUGUUUACUGUUCGUGCUACAAACCCGCUGGCAUUACUGCGUUACCAUUCGUCACUCUAACUGGCUCCAGUGGAAAGGACAUGCCCUCUGACCCCACCACUGGGAAAGGACCAAGGGAACGAAGAGAAAGGAAUGCUCACACAGAGAACUUCAAAGAGAUAAGAGAAAAAAUAUUUAUGCGAGGGAGGGGUGCAC